Molecule: messenger RNA, 715 nt
Organism: Eriocheir sinensis (Chinese mitten crab)
Lineage: Eukaryota; Metazoa; Arthropoda; Malacostraca; Decapoda; Varunidae
Product: TLC domain-containing protein 3A-like
Exons: 5
Coding region: 23-715 (230 amino acids)
Biological process (GO): lipid homeostasis
Cellular component (GO): endoplasmic reticulum; membrane
Source: RefSeq, a predicted model, not a curated record
UUAAGUGGGCUUGUGAACUGCCAUGAACAGAGUGGUGGCUGGCUGUGCCCUGUGUUCGGCCUCAGGGCUGCUCUGGAUGGGACUUUUCCGCCUCUCAAAUCACCUGAUGACCCAGCUCUUCAAGGCCAAGAAGUGGAGUGUCUCGGCACACCACAUAAUGAACAUGAGUGAAGCCAUCGUUUCCAGCUUGCAGGCCGUGGCAUCCUCUGCUUGUGGAGUUGUGGUGGUGGUCUCCUGCAGGCAUGAUGUGAUGAAGGCAGUCCAUCCUCUUGCUUCCUGGUAUGCCUGGGUUGCAGGAAGCUACUUCAUUUAUGAUGCAAUAGCAAUGUAUCAGGUCCACCUGGCAAGCUUGGCAGAAGUUCCCAAGAGGUUCACUGACCGAGUAUGCAGCUACCUGAGGCGGAGGACACUCUUAGUUCUUCACCAUGUUGUUGUGGCUUUUGUCCUUGUACCUGUGCUGGUGUACAGGAGCGGGCUGGGAGACUUCUUUGUGGGCUGCUUUUACUGUGUGGAGCUUAGUGGACCCUUCACUAACAUGAGAGUUGUGUUGAGCAGACUCGCCUCAAGACUUCAAGAAACACGGCUCCCUUUCAUAACAGGGGGCUUUGUGGUGCAGUGUUCCAUUAACCCUCAGAGGACGGGUGAUAUUCUGAAACGUCAUGAGUGUGAUGGGCUCAAUGAUGAGGUGACGUUCUGGAAUAUCCUUCGAAUUUGA